UAGCCGUCGAUAUUGUAAAGAUAUUAUUAAUUUUACCUAGUAAUACUAUACUGAUAAAAUUUAAUUAUCAGCGUCAUAUUUACAGUAAUCAGAUAAGUGGCGUUAAAUUCAAGACGGUGGCAUACAUGAAGGUGUUAUUUUCCAUAAUACCGUGAGACUGUGAUUAUACUCAGUAUAUGGUAUAGUUGUUGCCUCGUUAAAUUUGCAUUUUUUUUAUUAACGGUCAAAGUGUCAUUAAGAUGCGAGUAAUUUUGUCAACGGGUAUUUUAAGCUUAUUAGUGGCCGUCUCAGGGUUCUCGGAUAAUAGUGUGCGAAGAUUUAAAGAUGGCUUUCUGUUCGGGACAGCAUCUGCAGCAUACCAGGUGGAAGGGGCUUGGAAUGAAGAUGGUAAAGGCCAGUCCGUAUGGGACCACCACUUCCACAGUGACCCGGAGCUAUGGUCGGCGCCCGGAGACGUGGCCAGCGACUCAUACCACAACUACAAGAGGGAUGUGGAGAUGCUGAGGGAGUUGGGGGUGGAUGUUUACAGGUUUUCUAUAUCCUGGACUAGGGUAUUGCCUGGAGGUUUCAGCAGUAUGAAAAACGAGCCAGGCCUCCAAUACUACGACAGCCUAAUAGACGAGCUACUGAAGCACAACAUUCAGCCCAUGGUCACAAUGUACCACUUCGAUCUACCCAUGGUCCUUCAACAUUUGGGGGGGUGGGCUAACCCCUACUCUAUUGAGUGGUUUGAGGACUAUGCUAGGGUAUUGUUUGACCGAUAUGCUAGUAAGGUCAAAUACUGGAUCACCAUAAACCAACCAAACUCUGUGUGUGAGGUGGAAAACUUUGAGAACCACCUUCCUAAAAGCACGAAGGGAGUAAUGGAUUACUUGUGCGCUAAACACGUACUUCUAGCGCACGCUAGAACGUACAGAAUGUACGAGAAGGAGUAUAAGAAGAAAUAUGGAGGGUCCGUCGGAAUAUCCAUAUCUGUGAACUGGGCGGAACCCGCCACCAACACCACUGAAAACGUGGAGGCUGCUGAAAUAUACAGAGAGUUCACGUACGGCAUGUACCUGAAUCCGAUCUGGUCGAAAAGUGGAGACUUUCCCAAACUGGUGAAGGAUAGGGUGGCCAAGAAGAGCAAGGAACAGGGAUUCGUCCGCUCCAGACUACCUUCGCUUACGAAAGACGACAUCAAACUUAUUAAAGGUUCAGCGGAUUUCCUCGGCCUGAACCACUAUACCACCUUCCUGACAUCUCCGUCGAAGGGCGGCCACCCUGUGCCGUCGUUCGCUGAUGACGUCAGCGUCGACCUCACUACCAAGGAAGAGUGGAAGCAGUCUCAUAGUGCCUGGUUGAAGAGCGCCCCCUACGGGCUGUACAAAGCUUGCCUGCACCUCAACAAGCGUUACGACUACCCUACCAUCUUCAUCACAGAAAACGGCUGGUCUACCGACAAGGGUCUCCAGGAUCCAAGUCGCUCUGAGUACAUCCAGCAGUACCUUAAGGCGCUGUUGUUCGCCAUAGAGGACGGGACAGAAGUGCUCGGCUAUAUAUACUGGAGUCUCAUGGACAACGUGGAAUGGAUGGCUGGGACCAGUGAACGUUUCGGUCUCUACGAAGUAGAUUUCGACUCGCCGGAGCGAACGCGGACGGCGCGGCAGUCCGCGCUGGUAUACAAGAGAAUCAUACAAAAGAGGGUCGUCGAGGAGGGUUGGAAGCCGAACAACUUGAAGAUUACUGUUAGCAAAGUGAAAACUGAAUUGUAAACUAUUAGGCCAAGCAAUUGGGUAUUUGACUACUAGUCAAAUCAGUUUCUUUUUCGAACUGUCAAAACGAUUCUGCUACUAAGGAAUUUAUAUGAAACAGUAGCAUGUGACGUCACAAUCAAAUCGCCUACUCUUUAUAGUUUUAUACGGGUUUUAAAAUAUAUUUUUUUUAUUAAUCUUCUUUCUGGUUCUUUAUUUCAUGCAUGGUGUAAAAUAAUGUAUUUUUAAUAUAGUACAAUACCCUAUAAAGAAGGGAUAGAGGGAACUUGACUAAAUUAAACUUGUAGCAAAUUUUAUCAGCUUUCGGUAUGUCGCUAAGACGCAAAGUUUCCAAGAUAUAAGUGAAAAACCGAAAAAUGGGACGUUCUUACCCCCCCCCUCGGCCCCGACUCAAGGGCCGGGGACUUUCGAUAUGUUCACCUCCGUUCAUGUACUAGUCCGAACAAAGUUACAGACUCCAAAAUUGUGUUCUGAGCAUUUCACUGUAUAACUUUUUUUGAGCAUUCCUUGCCUGACCUAUGCAGGGUGGCAAAAGAAAACUGCGUUCCCGUUGCCAGGCAGGUUUUGGGAUUAUACUGAGCAACUUUUACUAUGCGACUAACCUCGAAAUCGCGAAAAAAAAUUAGGCUGUUUCACAUAUUUUGGCUGGUCCAUUAUCUAAGGGAGGGUAAUUUAUUUUUCGUGAUUUCGGUGUUGGUCGCAUAGUAAAAGUUGCUCAGUAUAAUCCCAAACCUCCCUGGCAACGGGAAUGCAGUAAUUUUUUAGGCAACGUGUGUAGGUGUACCACUUAUCCAGACAUUUAGGUACAGUUUUGGACCAAGGUCUCGAAGGGGAAGAAAGCAUCUAAAACCGAAUUUAAUUAUAAGCAGACAUACAGUCUGACAAAAAGGGCAAAAAAUAAAAAGUAGCAAUACUGUAGUGUCGUCCCGUUUUUUAUAAAGAUUGAUUUUAAAGG
Cydia fagiglandana is the source of this 2709-nucleotide messenger RNA. RefSeq names its product myrosinase 1-like. Gene Ontology annotation, molecular function: beta-glucosidase activity. The transcript is spliced from 11 exons. Lineage: Eukaryota; Metazoa; Arthropoda; Insecta; Lepidoptera; Tortricidae. Bases 240 to 1754 code for a protein of 504 amino acids. Gene Ontology annotation, biological process: carbohydrate metabolic process. The record is from RefSeq and is a predicted model, not a curated record.